UAUAUAUAUAUAUAUUAUAACUGUUUCGUCUCUCCCACUAUACUCAUCCCUGGUUUCCUCCAUUGUUUGUUUCCAUCCAGAGGAAUGAACACCAUCACAACCUCCAACGGCGUUUCCCAUUAUCCAAGCACAUAAUAACAACAAAGAACAACGCCAACAACUACAAAUAUUUUUCCAUUUCAUUGCUCUUCUUCUUCUUGUUCCUUGGAUUAAAACCAAUAUAAUGAUGAGGUCUGAAUCUGACUCUCUCACUUUCACGCUUUCAAUUCGUACCACUCUUCGUUUUCCCACUAGAUUCAUUGAGAUCCGCUUUCCCUUUUGUUUCUACUUUCAAACCCUUGUUGUGUUCCUUCAGCGGAUUCAUCUGAGAUGGAAAAAGAAAAAAUAAGUUUAAGCUUUUUUUAUUUCUUUCACUUGUGCUUUUGGAAUUUGUUUAUGCAUUCAUCUCUUUCUCUUUGGUUUUUCUCUUCUGGGUUGUCUUGUUUUCCUGAUUUAUCUAUGAUUCGCCAUGGAAAAAAGUUCACUUUGCUUUUUUCUCAUCUGGGAUUCUUCAUUAUUUCAGAGAGUGAGUCCAGAUUAUCUUCCUUUCGGCAAUGAAAAAAAAUCGAACUUGAGACCAGCAACAACUUGUAAAGAAGAUCGUGAAAAUGGGAAAGCAAUCACAAUCACAAACACAACAACUGGUUUUGAUCAUACUAAUUCUGAAACAACAACAUCAACAACUACAAAGGCUUUUAGAUUCAAAUCCCCAUGUAAAUUUCAAGAUAACGUGAAUGCAAAUUCUCCUUCUCCACUCUCAGAAAACAACAAUCAAAGUCAAAGACUUGAUAUGAGUAGUCCUAGUUCCGGUGAUAUGCUGCUGCAAUGGGGUCAAAAAAAGAGGGCCAGACUCUCCAGAACUGAGAUCCGUUCACUUACUGAUGAUUCAUCUUCUUCCUCAUCAGCAGCUCGUGGCAGACACCCCAUUAACAAAGUUCAAAGAAGAGGAUCUGGGUUGAUGGAUAAACUCUCUAGUCUUCCCAUGCCGCCGCCUCCUCCUCCUCCAUCUUCAAUUCCUUCUAAUGGUUCUUCUACUUCUAAGAAGAAUUCUGGGUUCAUUCCCAGCAGGCUUGAAACCCUUAACAAAAGCAGCCCACGUUUACUUAAUCUUAACCACACCAAGCAUUAUCAACAUCAUCAUCACCGCUGUCUUCUUUUGUUGGCCAUGACCAGGAAUCUCGAAGAGCGAUCUAGUGUGGUAACUGGAUCACCUUCUAGAAACCGUACAAGUGGUAAUUCUACCAGGGCGGUUUCUAGAUCUACAGCAACAGCAGGGAAAAGGUCUCCCCCUUCUCCAGAUAAAAUUGAUAAGAAGAUCGCAUCUUCAGAGUCACAAAAAUAUGAGAAGCUGAAUGGAUCGUCCACACGACAUGGUCAUCACAAUCAUCUUGAUUCCCGGCCAGUUCAGUCGGACCAAGAGGUUGGUGGAGCAGUAGUAGAAAAGGUGAAUGUUGAAGUGAUUGAGUGGCCAAGGAUUUUUGUUGCCUUGUCUAGGAAGGAGAAAGAAGAUGAUUUUCUAGCAAUGAAAGGCACAAAGCUACCUCAUAGACCAAAGAAAAGGCCCAAGAAUAUCGAUAGGGCUCUUCAGUUUUGUUUUCCAGGGAUGUGGCUUGCGGAUUUGACUAAGAGUCGCUAUGAGGUUCGAGAAAAGAAAAGUGUUAAGAAGCAAAAGAGAAGAGGGUUGAAAGGAAUGGAGGGCUUGGAAAGUGAUUCGGAGUAGAAUAUACAGAAAAAGUAAAAAGAUUUUCUUCAUCUACAACUUUGAUGGCAUUUGCUGAAGGUUGAAAUUUAGCUGCAACAACAACCAAAAGUCAUGCCAUGCAUGCAUGUAUUCAUGAAUGAAUGAUUGAGUUAUGAUAUUGAUGAUGAUGAGUCAGGCCUCUGCCAUGCCAUGUCAACCAUGUUGUUUGUUUUGGUGAAAUUCUGCAGACGUGAAUUGCCUUGAACUGCCAUCACCACCAAAUCAUCAAACUCCUCCUCUUAUAUUAACAGGGAAACAACAAAGCAGCAGGGCUGGGUUUUUUUUUUUUUUUUUUGAGUUGAAUUCUUUGCUUCUUAAUCAAUCAUGCAGCUCUUCUUCUGUACAAAAGCUUCAGCUUCUGCAAAUUUUUUUUUUUAAUUUACUCAUCAAUGGCAAAAGCUGCUCUUUUCCCAA
This is a messenger RNA of Mangifera indica (mango), 2194 nucleotides long. RefSeq lists its product as uncharacterized. Lineage: Eukaryota; Viridiplantae; Streptophyta; Magnoliopsida; Sapindales; Anacardiaceae. The record is from RefSeq and is a predicted model, not a curated record. The transcript has 5 exons. Bases 509 to 1759 code for a protein of 416 amino acids.